AUGUCGCGAGAUUCCAGAGUUAGCAAUGGACUGAAAGUAACCGCGACGACAACAGUAACAGCAAAUGACACCAUUACGACCACCACAAACAAGUCCAAUUCCAAUUCCAAUUCCAACAACAGCAACAACAACAACAACAACAAGGACGAAUCCUCCUACAAUCCACGAUGGAGUGGUUACGUUCUGUUAAGUGUCACGAGUCUCAUUAAUUUCUUGUCCAUUGCUACCUUGUCAAAAGACGAUUUGGAACGGUGGGGCGUCGAUCUGGUAUUUGGCAUGAUGACCUUUUGUUUUUCGACCUUGGUGGUCUUGCAGGAUCGUUCCAAAUUGUUGUGUCACGGGGUCUUUCACAAGGCAAGGAAAGGAUUUUUGGAAGGCGUUAUUCUCAUGGCGUGUCUCAUUUGGUGGUCCAUAGGAACGGCCUAUCAAACCAAUGUCAAUGGGAUUGCCUACAAUGCCAACAAUAUUUAUUACAGCGCGUGGGCGUCCUUGCUGGCAAGCGGGUAUCUGCUCAACGAAUGGUCGUCGGCAAAAGAUAUAUUGAGUGUGGCCGAAUUGACGGGACUGUCACUGACCUUACCCAGCUGGUAUACCUGUUGGUUCUUUAGCAUUGUGGUCCUCUUUACCAGUGUCGACAUGCUGGUGUAUCUAGAAGAACAAAAUUUGGACGAUGCAAGUUUUGGAAUUGGUUUGGGAUUCGUGUCGUCGGUCAUUUCCGCGUUUUUUAUAUUGGUGCAUUACAAUUUUAUUACCAGUGUGGAAGAAGGUGGAUGGAUGGAAUUGUCCAGUAGUUUCUUUCUGAUAUUGUUGUGGACCAUUGGGUUGGCGCUCAUUACGCAAGAUCGAGGAAUUGCGGCCACCCUGUCAGGAACGCAGUGCAAAUUUGAAACGGCGAGUACCAAUGCCGUGGUCAUUUUGACGGAUUUGUUGCAGCUGCAACGAGAGGCGGAAGCCAACGACAAUGAAUUAGAAGAUUUGGAGGAGGAUCAAGUGAUGGACGAGAGUUUGAUCACCACGGCUUCCUUCAACUGCACCAUUUCCUACAAUGUCUGGAAUGCCGACACUACUGAAAUGGACAUGGUACUAUUGCCCUGCAGCGAUGUUUUGGCGCCCGCUCGAGCAGCUCCCAAGGGUGUCCCAGGAUCAAAUUUGUAUUUUGCCGCUUGGAUUUGUUUCUUUUCCAGUUUGAGCGUCACCUUUCGGUGGAAGGCGGCACAGGCACUGCAAUUUGCUCAAGCGCAACAGGAACGCCAAGAACGGCAGCAACAGCAAAAGGAACAAUUGCAACGACAAAGGGACUCUGCGGGAUUUUCGGACAGUGAUGAUGGGGAUGAGGACGACGACGAAGAUCAAGAUACCAUCAAUUGUUAA
Messenger RNA from Cylindrotheca closterium, 1371 nucleotides. The record is from the annotation of a GenBank genome assembly. Lineage: Eukaryota; Bacillariophyta; Bacillariophyceae; Bacillariales; Bacillariaceae.